AGCCCAGAAAAUAAUAUCUCUCCCUACCCGCCAGCGUCCGCGGUGCUCUCGCCUCCUUUCCCGGCUGAGCGCGCUCCAGCGUUGCGGGAGGCGACGCGCGGGGCGCGGGUCCGGAAGCGGGCGCGCAGCGGUCCGGGGCGCCGCACCAUGCUCCCGAGCGCCGUGGCGGCCCAUGCCGGCGCCUACUGGGACGUGGUGGCUUCCUCCGCGCUGCUGAACUUCCCCGCCGCGCCGGGCUUCGGCAACCUGGGCAAGAGUUUCCUGAUCGAGAACUUGCUGCGGGCUGGGGGCGCCCCGCCGCACAGGCUACCACCGCCCCCGCCCCACGGCCCGGCAGCAGCUCUCGCCGCGGGCGCUCAGGUCCGGCCCCUGCCCGCCAGCCCGGUUCCGCUCAAGCUGUGCCCCGCGGCAGAACCAGUCAGCCCCAGCGGGGCGCUCUACGGCACGCGGUGGGCGUUUCAAGUGCUCAGCCCCUCGGCGGACGGCGCCAGGCUGCCGAGCCGGGCUCCGGCGGACCGAGACUGUGCCUUCCAGCCAUCAACCCCAGCGCCUUCCAAGCCUUUUUUUCUGAGCGCCCCGCCGUUCUACUCGUCGUGCUGCGGUGGGUCCUGUCGGCGCCCUGCCUCCCCCACUGCUUUUCCAAGAGAAGAGAGUGUGCUGCCUCUUCUGACACAGGAAUCUAAUUCCAAAGCUCGGAGGGGUAUUUUAAGAAGAGCUGUCUUUUCUGAGGACCAGAGAAAGGCUCUGGAGAAAAUGUUUCAGAAGCAGAAAUAUAUCAGCAAAACAGACCGAAAGAAACUUGCCGUCAACUUGGGACUAAAGGAAUCACAGGUGAAAAUCUGGUUUCAGAACAGAAGGAUGAAAUGGCGGAAUUCCAAAGAAAAGGAAGUGCUUUCCAACAGGUGUAUCCAAGAAGUAGUCCUUCAAGAGGACCCCCUCUCAAGAUCUGCUCUGGGUUUCCCUUCUCCAUGUCCUUCACUCUGGGAAAUCUCCCAACAGCACUCGAGUCCAAGAUGGAGGGAGAAUUCACCAGAACCAUCAGAGAGACUAAUCCUGGAGAGUCCAGGGGCAUUGGCCCCAGAAGCAAAGUCACUGCAAGGUGCCUUAUAUUUGUGUUCUGAAGAGGAUGCCAGAGACAAGGGUGUACUUACUGGCUCAGUGUGAAUGGAAGCAUUCUGCCACGUUAACGUAAAAACAGUUAACUAUUAACGUUUGGACUCUUAAGCCUGCUAGCUUGUGUCUCAUCAGUGCCUAAAACCUAACACCUUUGGAGUGAAGCAUGGACUAAUGUUUUAGGAAACCUCUCCGGUGUUCUCUUAUUUGGGUCCUAGACUCAGACUUAAUUUGUAAGUGGAACAGAAUCUCCCAGAAAGUACGAUGGAACUGAAAAGAACGAGAAUAAUGGUCAGCUCAGUCCUUACUCUGAAUAUGUGUAUAUAUGCGUGUGUCUCUAUGUGUAUAUAUAUAAAUAUUCAUUAAAAUACAUUAGUAGAAAUUAGUUUCUCUCUAAAUAGUGCAUUGAGCAAAAAACCAACGAUGACUGAAUGUUUUUAAUUUUUUGAAAAUUAUGUGAAAUUUGGACUUCAGUACAAAUUUUCAUAUCAAAAGAACAUUUUUAAAAAACUCUCUACUUUCUGGUUUCUUUCAGUAUCCAGAUGUAAGUGAUUUUUAACAGCUCAGCUCAGAGAUCCUAAUCAAAUGAGCCACUAUUAGAUACACGCACUGAAAGUAUGUAUUUACAAUUAAUCCAACAAGCAACUAGAAGAAUUUCUGAAUGUAACUGUUAGUACCUUUAAUUUCCAAGGCUCUGAACUUUAUCAGGCUAUCAGUGCGGGAGGGACCCAUUUAACUAAUGAUUAUCAUUUGAUCUCUUUUCUGUAAGGAUGGGUCUUAAUCAGGGUCUGCCAAAUAAAAUGCCUUUAAGGGCCUGUCAGGUAAAUAGAGGGCAUGACUCACCUAAAGAUAUUUGAGUUUAAUAAUUUUGAAAUACUGUGUUGGCCAAAGAAAACAUCUGUGCCAAGCAGUUUGUGACCUCCAACCAAGACUUAAAGAAGUGUCACAGUUCUUAAAAUGUUCCCAACUGGGCUUCAAAACCCGAUACUGAUGGGAUCUAUAGUGAUUUCUGUUUGCACUUUUAGUUAUAGACUCAAUUUUCCAUCUAGGUGGUAUGCAGUAUAUAUUAGGUUAUUUUUAUGUAUUAACAAAAACAUCACCACAGAUGUUUUAUGUUUCUUGAGUACUCUGAAAUAGUAUUAUUAUAAAAUUGCAUUUCUGGUAACGAUUUGCUUAGUUCAUCUAGAAUUUUUUAUUCCAGGUCCAAGAAAAAAUUAUGUUUCACUUUGAAGGAAAUGAGGCAGAAAAAGGAAAUGAUGUGGUUUUGAACUAGGUUGUUAUUAAUCUGUGGACAAGAAACAUUAGUAGAAGUUCAUGAUGUGGAAUUUUGUUAGUGAGAAAGCUGCAUAAGGAGAGUAGCUUCUAAUUUGCUUACGUUCUUAGCUAUAGACUUCGAGGGUUUAGAGUUUUAGCAAAGGUAAUAUUUCAGAUGAUAAUGUUUUCUGUCAACACCAGGGAAUUGUUUUGUAUGAAUGGAACUUGAUUGGGUGUAUGCUAGCUUAUGUCUUUAUCAGAAGAUCAAAAAUCAUCUCAGAAGAAGAUUGUCUCAGGCCCUCUUUGUGGGAAGCAGAGGCAGGGAUCUGCUGACAGCAAUUUAAAUUUUAAAACCUGUCUUAAAAUGAUUUAUAAUACGGUUUCUUUUCUUUGUAUAAUGUUAACCUCAUUUACAUUUAUCAGGUCCUUUCUGUGUGCUGGAGACUGCUAAUAAGCCUUUAAUGUGGAUUAACUCAUUUAAUCCUCGUGACAAUAACCCUAUGAAGUGUAGGGACUCUAUUACUAUUAGGAUUCUUGUUACUCAGACAAGGGACCCAGACCAGUAUGGUCAGGGUGAUUUGCCCAAGGUACUGAGGGUAAUAAAUGGGAUUUGACCCCUGGCAGUCAAGUUUCAGCUCUUGAAAUCUAACCAACCGUGCGGGGGUGUCUACCACUGUGAAUGUAUUCACCCAGCUCUCAGAUGCAUUGUAAGACAUACAUUUUGAGGAUUGCAGAGAAAUUUAUUAAAGAAAUUCAGAAGCACGUUGUACUUUAUCAUCUCUUACUUGGGGAAUGAUUUUCUCUUCAGUAUCUUCUCUAUUAAUUUUGAAGUUUGGGGAAAGUAAAGCAUCACAAAAGUCUUCAACUUUGAAGUCUCUGUAGAGAAGAGUCACUCAGGAGUGUUUAUGAAAUGGAAGUGCAUUUUUCUAUCACUUGUUGCUAGAAAUCAUAGAGUGCUUAUCUAUGGUCAAUGUUUCUUGAGAAUAAUUUAAAAAUCAAAUGAGAGAAACAUGCGUCUUGGCCAUCCGAUUACCCAGGUUUUAGAAGUGAGCUACUUGGUGCUUAAAUGAUCUUCCCCCAGGGUUUCAUCUCGAGCUCUGAGACCCAGCGGAGGCUUCUC
Messenger RNA from Globicephala melas (long-finned pilot whale), 3487 nucleotides. It is a transcript of the gene DBX2, whose product is annotated as developing brain homeobox 2. The record is from RefSeq and is a predicted model, not a curated record. Gene Ontology annotation, biological process: regulation of transcription by RNA polymerase II. Gene Ontology annotation, molecular function: DNA-binding transcription factor activity, RNA polymerase II-specific; DNA binding. Lineage: Eukaryota; Metazoa; Chordata; Mammalia; Artiodactyla; Delphinidae.